Molecule: messenger RNA, 480 nt
Organism: Wyeomyia smithii (pitcher-plant mosquito)
Lineage: Eukaryota; Metazoa; Arthropoda; Insecta; Diptera; Culicidae
Product: cuticle protein 19-like
Exons: 2
Coding region: 139-480 (113 amino acids)
Cellular component (GO): extracellular matrix
Source: RefSeq, a predicted model, not a curated record
CACGGCGAACGCCUGAACGAACACCGGUUAAUGAAGCUCUAAGUCAUUCAGUAUAAAAGUUAUGAAGUUUAUUGGAACCAAUAUCAGUUUUUGCUCAGUGUUCUAACAGUAAAGUUAACCAUUAACAGGAGAUCCAAGAUGUUUAAGAUCAUCGUUUUGGUUGCCUGUCUGGCGUUCGUUGCUUCUGCCCAAUUUUACGGAGGAGAUCAUGGCCAUCAUGAAGAUUACCGUACUUACCCCAAGUAUAAGUAUGAAUAUGGUGUAAAGGACUACAAAACCAAGGACCACAAGAGCCAGUGGGAGAGUCGGGAUGGAGACCAUGUCAAGGGACAGUAUACGCUUGACGAGGCCGAUGGAACUCAUCGCAAUGUGGAGUACACCUCUGACCACAAGGCUGGUUUCCAGCCCCAUGUUCAGCGUAAGGGACACGCCCACCACCCGCACGGAGAGAGCUAUGCCAAUAUCGAACAGCACUAUUGA